Molecule: messenger RNA, 1170 nt
Organism: Lottia gigantea (owl limpet)
Lineage: Eukaryota; Metazoa; Mollusca; Gastropoda; Lottiidae
Exons: 10
Biological process (GO): fatty acid beta-oxidation using acyl-CoA dehydrogenase; butyrate catabolic process
Cellular component (GO): mitochondrion
Molecular function (GO): flavin adenine dinucleotide binding
Source: RefSeq, a predicted model, not a curated record
AGAAGGAUCAGUUCUUUAGCAGAACUUCCUGAAACUCACCAAUUAUUGAAACAGACUUGUCAAGGCUUCUCUGAUAAUGAAAUUGCACCAGUGGCUGCACAGUUAGAUAAAGAACAUACCUAUCCAAAAAAUCUGGUCAAGAAACUAGGUGAGCUAGGAUUACUAUGUAUUGAUAUUAGUGAAAGUGAUGGAGGAACUGGUUUAGAUUAUUUAGCCUAUAGUAUAGCACUAGAAGAAAUCAGUAGAGGGUGUGCUUCAUUAGGAUGUAUUAUGAGUGUCAAUAAUUCUUUAUAUUUAGGUCCUAUUAAACAUUUUGCCAAUGCUGAUCAAAAGGAAACAUUUCUUAAACCAUUUUUAAAUGGUGAUCAAGUUGGUUGUUUUGCUUUAAGUGAACCUGGAAAUGGAAGUGAUGCAGGUGCAGCCUCAACAACAGCUACAUUAGAUGGUGAUUCAUGGGUAUUAAAUGGUACCAAAUCAUGGAUCACUAAUGGGUAUGAAGCCUCAGCAACAGUAGUAUUUGCCACCACAGACAAAAGUUUGAAACAUAAGGGAAUAAGUGCCUUUUUGGUUCCUAAGCCAACCCCAGGUUUAACUUUAGGUAAGAAAGAAGAUAAAUUAGGUAUAAGAGCAACAUCUACUUGUAAUCUGAUAUUUGAUGAAUGUAGAAUUCCUAAAGAAAAUUUAUUAGGAGAAACUGGACUUGGUUUUAAGAUUGCUAUGCAAACUUUAGAUGCAGGUAGAAUAGGUAUUGCUAGUCAAGCAUUAGGCAUUGGUCAGGCUGCUAUUGAUUGUGCAAUAGAUUAUGCUACAAAGAGGAAAGCUUUUGGAGCUCCCAUCUCUAAAAUGCAGGCAAUUCAGACUAAACUAGCAGAUAUGGAGUUAAAGUUGGAAUCUGCUAGACUAUUGACUUAUAAAGCAGCUUUAUUGAAAGACUCAGGGAAACCAUACACUAAGCAUGCAGCUAUGGCUAAAUUAGCAGCUUCUGAAACAGCUACAUAUAACUCACAUCAGUGUAUACAGAUAUUAGGCGGUAUGGGCUAUGUAACUGAUAUGCCUGCAGAGAGACAUUAUCGUGAUGCUAGAAUUACAGAGAUCUAUGAAGGUACAAGUGAAAUACAGAGACUAGUUAUUGCUGGUAGUUUAUUGAAGGAAUACAGUAUGAAGAACUAA